Molecule: messenger RNA, 4836 nt
Organism: Varroa destructor (honeybee mite)
Lineage: Eukaryota; Metazoa; Arthropoda; Arachnida; Mesostigmata; Varroidae
Product: UDP-galactose transporter senju-like
Biological process (GO): pyrimidine nucleotide-sugar transmembrane transport
Cellular component (GO): Golgi membrane
Molecular function (GO): pyrimidine nucleotide-sugar transmembrane transporter activity
Source: RefSeq, a predicted model, not a curated record
GAUCAGGCACUCGACAUGCUCCCACAGAAACCCAGUAUACGUUUAUUCUCCUCGAACUCACCAAAGUCGAACUCGUCGAACCUAAGACAAUUAAAGCCUUUGACGGACGAACACUUCGUAGGGUUUUGUACGUGGCUCAUGAUUCGCCAUGGUGACACAUUUGGCUUCUAUGUGGUGUUGCCAUAUGGUCAUAAAAACAUAUGGGAUGUCCUGGAAGUCCAGAAGAACUGUGAAUGAGAUACAGGAGGAACUUAACCACAAAUAGGACCGUGUCCGGGACAAACCUGCUAGGUCACAGUGGUAUUCUCGUGCGAAAUUUGGUUCGCCGGUUGUGAUGACUACCUCCCUGGGUGGCAUCGUGGGAAGUGGAUGGCAGGCCAUCGAGACCCAGACGGUGCUAAGAAGCAAAUGGCUGAAAUUUUCUUAGUUGAUCACGGCAAGACGGUGCAGGUGCCAUUCGCAAACGUUUACAAAACGGAUAGAGACUCUUGGAAUUAUCCUUGCCAGGCUAUCUAUCAACCGUAAUUUCGCCGUGUCUAAUAAGCGAAGUGGCGAGUUUCGUCGGUAUGAAGAAUGGCGUUUGUGCAACAGUCCUUGGUGGUUCGUGUGGAGUUGGUUGAUGCGUGUUAGCUUCUACUUUCGACAUUUUUGUUUUGUUGUGGGUUAACUUUCAGAUACACAGCCAACAGCUAGCACUACACCCGAGACCAUUUUAGCUCGGCUUGGAGGGCAACUCAUGGUCCUGCAGGUGCGCAGUGCGACGACAUCAGAAGAUACAAAAGAAGAACUAUUUAUUGGGCGCCUGUACCAGCCGGCUCAGGAGUUUCAUGUUAACAAACAACUUUUAAGAUGUAAUAACGAAAGACCCACCAAUCAGUACUAAUAUUAUUUCCAACAACAUAAACAUUUAUUUUUGUAUAUGGCAGAGAGGAAUUGGAAUGAAUCAUGUUAGAACACGUAUCUGUUGCGUCUACUCUUUACAGGCUAGUUAUACGGGUAGAAAAAUUACUACUAGUAGCCUUCCAUCUACCACAGGCAAUUUUAGACUACGUAACAGCCAGCCGAUCCCAUCGUCUUACUUGGCUUUAAUACUUUUAGCAUUUAUAUUAUUUUUCGUUUAAUCAAUUAGUUAACGAAUGGCACAAUACUGUAAUAAUCAUAAGGUUACUCAAAGGAUUGCUGAUUGCGCCUGUCGACCGCCUAACCAGCGUGUAAAACUAGGAUAAUUACGUGAAAGUAAAGAGCGUCAAGCGCCGUUGUCGAGCUGAACUAACUUACUUUUGUAAAAUUGUUCUAAUUAGGGACGCUAUGUUUACAUAAAUGCUCAAAUGUUUUAUUUAUACAUGCAUUAUUCUAUAUAUACUUGCGGUAAUUUUUAACAGAUAUUUUAGGUUCUUGCAAGCCUCUUCCUGUACGUUGACAGCAAGAUAUCAGUUUUUAUGAAAUAACGAACUCAACAGGGUUCCCUGCUUGUUACCAUUUAUCCUGGUAGAUCACAUACGCGACCGGUCUUCCUACGAUCCGAGCUCGAUCGAGAUAUCGGCUUGUCUUAACACGAAUUUCGAUGUGCCUAUAAUUUCCUACUGCUGCCAGGUGUAGAUGAUUUACUGAUCGAUUUGUUGUAGUUUCUUAAAAAUAACAAAGGGAUUAGAUCCAGAUCAAGAGACGCCCAGGUUGUGCCCUGACACUUUACAAAUGAGGACUUUGGGUGUCAAUCGAAUAUGCGAUGUCCAAAAUGGAAAAUUUUUGGUCUGGGCCACGAAGUUCAGGAAGCUGAUUGCGGUGCUGCAAAAGUCACGAGUUCCGACCUUAGUCCUGGUGGCCUACGUGGCUCUAUUUGCUGUACAAUAUGUGCUGGUUCGUGGUUCACAAACGAAGUCAGGAAGCUAUUUAUACAACGUUAUGAUCGUUGUUGGAUACACCGAGACGGUGAAACUGGCUAUAGCGUGCGCUUUUCUUUUUAAGGAGUACCAUUUACGGGAGCUAUGUGUUCUCUCUCGAAAAUACUGGUUCGUACCUUUACUUUACGUCCUUCCAUCAGGUCUGUACUGCAUCAGCAAUAAUUUGGUUUUCUAUAACCUGCAAGCGUUCGACCCAACAACGUAUAAUACCCUACUUCAGUUUCGCAUUGUUCUCACGGGUAUAGUAUUUCAACUAAUCUUCAAACGGGUUUUAUCCCCCAUUCAGUGGUUUUCGCUUCUGUUACUCACAGUUGGGUGCCUCGUUAAACAGCUGGGAACUGCGGGACCUCAACAAAGCGUUAUCAGCAGUUUAUUGCAACUUAUAAGUUGGGACGGCGUUUUGUUGUUGGGUCAAAUUCUAUGUUCUUGUCUCGCAAGCGUCCUAAAUGAGCUAUUUUUAAAGGGCGAUACGGGACCAUUUAUGCUGAACAAUUUUUGCAUGUAUUUCACAUCUGUCAUCGCCAACGCCGUCGCAAUCAUUGGUCGGAGUCUACUGUACGGUAACGUCGACAAAACGCAAUUUACAGAGAUUCUCUCCGAGCCUCUUGUGUUGGCUAUUAUUAUAAACGGCGCUGCUAGUGGAAUGAUGAUCCCUUUAUUUUUGCGCUACUUCAAUUCGAUCACCCGAGUAUUUACGGUUUCGAUUGAGCUAACAUUGAUGGCUUUUAGUUGCUGGGCCGUCUUCGGAACGCCGCUCAAUCUUGAGACAGUGGCUACCAUCAUAAUUGUGUUGAUCGCUACGUACUUAUAUGUCAAAAAUCCAGUAAGAGAUAAAACUCAUAAUGAUACCAGUAAAAACAAAGGCGACGAAGUAACUGAUAAAAAGACUAGUUGCAAUCCUUCAGGAAUAACAAUUCCCACCAUACAUUUGGGCCAGAAGUGCGACGACAAACCACAAAUUAUUGUCACGAAAAUCCGAGUUGAAACAAAUCAGUAGAAGUAAAACGUGUGCGGGGAGGACUCUACUCUCUGAAAGUGGCUCGAGUCCGACGGAAAUCAUACUCUUAAAGGAAGAUAAUCGUUAAACAAGCUUUCAGCUAUAGAGUCCUCGGCGUACGCAGGACAAACUAAUUUUUGCAGCGGAACUCAAAACACACACACGCCACCCGUAUCUAAGCCGAUGGCGGUUGUUUGUUCGUCGCUGGAGCACUAAAUGGUGAGGAUCGAAGCGGUCUGUAGACGACAACGCUUGCGCUCAGACACGAGAGUAAAAUUGCAAUCCCCGUUAUUGUGACGACAAAACCAUCUGCUAUUAUGUGAAAUAUCAUAUUUUUGAUAUACGACUCAGUGACGUAAAGUUGAUCUACUGAGUCGUCGAGGCAAGUUGUAGCGCAUCGCAUCGCAGUGCAAUAUGUCCACAAGAUGAAAAUCUACUUGGGGUACGAGAGGAUAGAAAGCAAAAAUACAGCGAAGUGUAAGAAGAGAGACGGUUUACCUUAUCGAACGCUUAGCUGAUCAUAAAAGUCGCCUUUAUGAUCAGUAGCUAAUAAGCUUCAAAGAUAAAGCUAAGUUCCAAGCUUCACCUGGGACCACUUGCUCUUCGUUUUGGGGAGCUAUUCUUUAUUAAAGCAUCGCUAUUUGAAAGCUUUCAAUAUGGAAACCAGCGAUCUGGUCGGAGCUGUCAGCGUAAUUUUUGAUUCUAUUAAAAAUAUUACAAUGUUUGAGGAUCUGUUUUUGUAAACAAUGAAGCACAUCUACGGGGUAAAUCACUAUAGUGAAAACUGAAACUAUAAAGACUGUGGUUGCGCAAAAUUGAGGUCACUUUGGCAAACAUAUCUAAGAGUCCUUAAAGAUGGUUUGUUUGCUUUGGAAAAAAUGACGUUUAGAAACGAUGGUCACAUCCAAUACAGUCUAUGAUGCCACACACGAAUAAACCUGGCAAUUGGUUUUCGUUGGUAGUACUUAUAUCUUGCACAAACGUGUACGACGGUCAAUAAGCUGAAAUAUUUAAUGAGCUCAUUUAGGUCUGAAAUCAACGAAUUCCCUCAACGAAUCUACCGGUUCGGAACUUAAAAGUUAACAGGAAGUAGAACGACUUUUCUCUGGUACGAAAAUAGUGUCCCGGCACCCAACGGCGUAUUUACAAUGGCCAGUGGUUGUCAUCGGGGAAGAAUUGCGCUACCGGAAUGACUCCGGUAAAGAAUUUCUUGAGUUGCUUGAUAUGAGAAAAUGGAGGACGUAGUGUAAGGAUGUACUCGAUUGUGAGCCAAUGCCAGUCUUACUGGACCAUUGAACCGCACAUGUGUGGUUUCUAUUUGUCAUAUAAUCAGCACCUUUCGCCCUCACUUAGAGCAGAGGAUAGUCAUUGUACACGAACGUCGCGCCUACGGCGGCGGCCGCGUUGCCCCGCUGAGCAUUCAUCGACAGGCGUUUCCACAUGAACGACCUAACCGUUAGGUCCGCAGUGAUUCUUUCAAGAUUAUCGAGGAUACUUUAUAAAGGGCAGCAAGUGAUUGCGUGGUCAGCAACUGGACGUCCGGAAUGAGUAUCCAUUUGCUUUGUCCUGUGACACCGGCAGAACGUUCAAGGAAAUUCAUGUAUUGUUUUAACGGAAAAUCUAUCGGUGGGACCGACAACAAACAGUGGGAACAAAUCCGACACAAGAAGAAUAAGCCAGGAGUAAAUAUGGCGACUCUGCCGAUCCUUCAACCUGUGUACAUGGUUGUACGUCGCUUAUCGAGACUUGCCCUAUGAGCAUGAAGAUCACAGGGACACCAACACCAUCAGCUGGAUCACUCGUUAGAAGAACGUUCGAUCACGAUGAUUCUCGGUUGGGUCGUCGUCGUCGUCGUCGUCGUUAGAUUUUAAGCUUUUAACAAACAAAUAAAUCGGUCCACUUGAGAGCCAGAAAAAAUGGAGAAGGGACAAAGAUGAA